Messenger RNA from Sphenostylis stenocarpa, 960 nucleotides. Lineage: Eukaryota; Viridiplantae; Streptophyta; Magnoliopsida; Fabales; Fabaceae. The record is from the annotation of a GenBank genome assembly.
AUGGCAGAGUUUUGCGUGACAGGGGGUGCUGGAUUCAUUGCAUCUUACUUGGUUAAGAGCUUACUGGAAAAGGGUUACACGGUGAGGACCACCGUGAGAAACCCAGGGGAUGUGACGAAGGUUGGGUUUCUCACGGAACUAAGUGGAGCCAAAGAGCGACUGAAGAUUUUCAAGGCAGAUCUGUUGGUGGAAGGAAGCUUUGAUGAGGCAGUGACAGGAGUUGAUGGUGUCUUUCACACAGCGUCCCCUGUUCUUGUUCCACACGAUGAGAACGUUCAGGCAAAUUUGAUUGAUCCCUGCAUAAAAGGAACCUUGAAUGUUCUUAACUCGUGCGUAAAGGCAAAAGUGAAACGUUUUGUGCUCACUUCUUCAUGCUCUUCCAUAAGAUACCGUGAUGAUGUGCAACAGCUGUGUCCUCUCAAUGAAUCUCAUUGGACUGAUUUAGAGUACUGCAAACGCUACAACCUGUGGUAUGCAUAUGCAAAGACGGUAGCGGAGAGAGAGUGUUGGAGGAUUGCACAAGAAAAUGGCAUCGACAUAGUUGUUGUCAAUCCCUCUUUCGUUGUUGGUCCACUGCUUGCACCACAACCAACAAGCACACUCCUCUUGAUACUUAGCAUUGUCAAAGGCUUGAAAGGGGAAUAUCCAAACACAACAGUGGGGUUUGUACACAUAGACGAUGUGGUAGCUGCUCACUUGUUGGCUAUGGAGGAUACCAGGGUGUCUGGGAGGCUUAUUUGUUCAAGCACAGUAGCUCAUUGGUCGCAAAUCAUUCAAAUGCUUCGUUCUAAAUAUCCUUCUUACCCAUAUGAAAUCAAGUGCAGCAGCCAGGAGGGAGACAACAACCCACACACCAUGGACACCACCAAAAUUACUCAGUUGGGGUUUCCUCCAUUCAUAACCCUUGAACAAAUGUUUGAUGACUGCAUCAAAAGUUUUCAAGACAAGGGUUUCCUAUGA